Molecule: messenger RNA, 1329 nt
Organism: Postia placenta MAD-698-R-SB12
Lineage: Eukaryota; Fungi; Basidiomycota; Agaricomycetes; Polyporales; Adustoporiaceae
Exons: 5
Coding region: 1-1329 (442 amino acids)
Source: RefSeq, a predicted model, not a curated record
AUGGCAUCAUCUCACGGCGAUACUAUCUCCAAUAUGAAGGCGAUGCUGGCGAGCUUGAGCUCAGCUGUGCCAUCGCAACGCCGCAUGCCACCAGCCGGAUUACCUGCUCGCGGUGGAAACGUCGUUCUAGUCACCGGGACAACCGGGAGCUUGGGUUGCCAUCUUCUCGGAGCGCUCGCUAGGUCCUCUGACGUCCUUCACGUGUAUGCUCUCAACCGAGCAUCCAACAACGCGUCAUUGAGUACGAGGCAGCAGGAUGCACUAGUUGAGCGUGCGAUAGACCCAUGUAUACUGGAUCUGCCGAAGAUCACCUUACUUGAGGGCGACCUUAGCUUGCCCAACUGGGGGAUCGCGAAGGACAAAUACCGUGAGAUGUACGGUUCUGUCACUCACAUAUUGCACAACGGUAGCCACUCAUGGCGUGUGGAUAUGAUGAGCGGGCUGGACGCGUUCGGGCCUGUCUUACUAGGCCUUCUUCGCCUCGUCCAGUUUGCUCUCGAUUCUCCCUGCGCAGACACACGACGCCUGCUGUUCAUCAGCUCAACUGGAGCAAUCCAUGAGGCACCACGUGACAUGCCAAUCGCUGAGGCACCUGUCGACCCGAUAUACGCCAUUGGAAACGGCUAUGCUCAGUCGAAAUGGGUCGCUGAGCAGCUACUACUUACCACAGCACAGAGGACCACGCUGGAUCCACUGAUUGUGCGUGUUGGCCAGCUCACUGGUGGACCUGCUGGAGAUUGGGCAGCAAACGAAUGGUUCCCUGUCAUGGUGCAGAGCGCCCCAUACCUUGGGUGCUUUGUCGACGAUCCACGGCGAUUUGGGAGUACUGAUUUCGGGACACGAUACCAGCCGUGUCCCUUCCUUCCUUUCGACAUCGCCGCGAACGCGCUCCUUGACAUGCUACACGCGUCGAGCCCUACCCACAUCGUGCACCUCAUUCAUCCGCGUCCCGUGUGUUGGAAUGUCAUUGCAAGGCAUAUCGCCAAGGAGUUUUCUGUCAAGCUUGUGCCGUAUAGGAAAUGGUUGGCACUAUUGGAAAACGCGGCAAGACUGCUACCAAAGGACACCGCGGCGCGCCGGAGGAAGAUGGGGCAAUGUCGUGCACUGCGGCUACUCCCAUUCUUCCGUAUCUACGUACAUGAUGGGUCAGAGGUCAGCCCGUUGGCGAUGGGCUGGCCUAAUCUCGAGGUCAAGGAAGCUGUCGCGGCUUCGCAGACACUGGCAGAUCCACGCCUACGGAAGUUGGAGUCUGAGGACGUGAUGAAGUGGCUUGAGUAUUGGAGGAGAGUUGGCGCUCUUCCUGCCGGUAGCUCUGUGGCGCGAUUAUGA